Molecule: messenger RNA, 996 nt
Organism: Talaromyces amestolkiae
Lineage: Eukaryota; Fungi; Ascomycota; Eurotiomycetes; Eurotiales; Trichocomaceae
Exons: 4
Coding region: 1-996 (331 amino acids)
Source: RefSeq, a predicted model, not a curated record
AUGGGCUGGAUAUACAACGCCUCUCCGGAGGUCGAGUCCAUGUCGAAUUACCCAGCCAUCAUUGCUGUGUGUAUUGUUCUGACAUUUGUGAUGACAUUGACUGUUUCAACUCGUAUUGCUGUACGAUGGCAACAGCAUCGAACGGGCCCCGAUGAUUAUAUCAUGGCCGUUGCAAUGGUCAACUACUCAGGUCGACCCUUUUACCAAUUCGGUAUCGGUCUCUUCAAGUUGGCCCUCUGCGUCAGUUAUUUACGUUUGCUGUCCGGUACAUCGAAGAAAUUGUAUAGAAUCAUUAUCAUUGCGAUCGCUACCAUCUCAACACUCGGCCAUUUCGCUUGGACUUUAGUCCUCAUAUUCAAUUGCCACCCGGUUAGCAAAUCAUGGACACCUACCGAAGCAGGAAAAUGCCUGCCAUUUGGACCCGUCAAUUACGGAAUGUCUGGGUUUACAAUUGGUUGCGACCUCACAACCAUCCUGGUGCCUAUUCCGAUAUUCCUAGACUUGAAAGUUCGACCGGCGCAGAGAGCGGGUAUUAUUGCGCUUUUCUCGCUGGGACUUUUUACUACAGUCUGCUCAAUUCUACGAUUGACUCAGAUCCGAGUGAUUGCAUAUGGAGACGGGAAUUCAACAUUGCUUGUGCUUUGGGGAACGAUUGAGUUCAACGUCGGCAACAUAAUUACCUCUGUGCCAUUCUUGGCUCCCCUCUUCAGACGCUGGGUGUCCGACUUUGGAUACCGUAUCGGAUACGGCAGUCGAUCGCACACUGUCCGUACCACCGAGAACUACAUACUCAAAGGUUACGGAAAGAAUAGCGUAAAGUCCAGCGUCAAUCAUGAUCCUACCUCCACUGUAUCGAAGCGGACAGUCAUGCGAACUCCGAGCGAAGAGCUUAUUCUGGGAGCUGGCGAUGAGCCGGGUCCUCACGAAAUCAUGCGUACAACGGAAUACAAGGUUGUGGUGGACGAGGAUAAGACAAUCAAAGACUAUAAUAAUUGA